AUGGAAAGUGGUAACCGUCGCCUAUAGACAUGAACAGUACCAUGAACAUAACAGAAGUAUACUGUUUUGCCCAUGAUAUCUGCCAUGCGUUUAUUCCUGAGGACUUAGGUGUUAUUCCUCUGUACCCUGUAAAUUCACGCCAUAUCCCACCCUUCAAACCGAAACACAGCCAUGCAAACAACUGCUUUACGGUUGAAACACGAAUGGGACAGAUGUACUCAAGCAAUCGACUUUUGUACAAAGUCUUCCUCUGGUUUUCUUAAAAAUUAAUAAUGUGUCAAUAAGUGUUAAUUAUACAGGUCACGAUAUAUUUUAUUACCUUUUCAAGGAUUAAUGAGUUUCCGAGAUGAAUUUCUAAAACUUUAUUAUCUGAUUUUUGUGUAAUAUAACAUACAGUAAUUUAUAUUCAAUACCUUUUGCUAUUUGGUUUUUUAUUUUGUGUUAUUUAUCCUAUUAAAAUAUGAGGGGAAAAUGAACUACUUAUAAUUCUAUGCGCAUCCAAGCCCACAUAUGGUCUGACAUAUCAAGAAUAAAUAAUUACCAACUACAUCCUUUUCGCAUAUUUAUUUACGUACUAAAUUAACAUUGGCAUCUAUAAAUACAAAUGCAAAUUAAAAAGUAUGUUACACGUAAAGCAUUUUAGUUAAAGAAUUGCGAUGACAAACUUUGAAGGUUGUCUCCCAUAUAAAUAUAUGAGUGCCUAUACAUUUGUUAUCACCAACGGAAACUAAUCGCGCUGUAGGUGAGUGAGGUAUCCUGAUGGGAACUCUGCAUGGUCCUUAAAGAUAAUUCAAAUUGCGACAUAAAAGGCCACUUAAUUUCAAAAGUCUGCAUGUUAUCAGAUUACUAUCUAAUUAGAGCACUACAUAUGGAAUAAAGUACCUAUUAUACUUUAAAUAGGCGACUGCAUUGGAUUCGCAGUCCAGUAUACACAUGGUUGGUUUUCAGACAACUUUAUUAGAUAAUAUUGAAAUGUUGAUCACAUAUUUUGGUAUUUUGGUUUUUGUUUUUACAAUAAAUGGCAGUCCUAUUUACAACGAUAUAAAUCUUGACAAGUUUUACGAUGGUAUCGAGGACGAAUUUGGCGAAUACUUUGAGGGCGAUAUGGUACUGACGCCGAUUCAGGAAAGGGACAUCUUCGAGGCUACAGAGGGCCGUAAUGGUUUACGCAAUGGUGCUAAACGCUGGCCCAAUCGCACAGUCGUUUAUCAUAUUGAAGAGGAUAAUUUCGGUGAAGACGAACUGAAGAUUAUUGAAGAAGGUAUGGCGGAAAUCGCAAAUAAGUCUUGUAUUAAAUUUCGACCACGAAAGGAUAAAGAACAUGCAGUUGUUUUCAAGAGCUCAGCAAACGGGUGCUUCUCAAAUGUAGGCUUCAAUAAUGAUGAUGACGAAGAAUCUGAACAAGUUUUGAACUUGGGCAAGGGAUGCUUUAAACACGGCACCGUCGUUCACGAGAUGUUGCAUACAUUAGGAUUUUAUCAUAUGCAGAGCACAUAUGACAGGGACGACUAUAUUAAAAUUGUUUGGGAAAAUAUAAAAGAAGGUACCGAACAUAAUUUUGCAAAGUAUAACAAUGAUACGGUGACAGAUUUUGGAGUACCAUACGACUAUGGGAGCGUCAUGCAUUACCCAGAAAAAGCAUUCUCCAAAAACGGAAACAAAACUAUAAUUCCAUUGCAGGAAAAUGCACACAUUGGGCAACGAAAUGAAAUGUCAGAAAGCGAUGUUCUGAAGCUAAAUAAAAUGUACUGCGAACAAUCUGAAGAAGGUGAGAUAGACGUUACACACCGGAACAGCUAGGCGUCUUUCAGUUUAUCUCGUUUCAAAUAAUUUCAUUAUAUUAAAUGCAUUUUACUGAUUGAUGUUUGUAAUUUUAUACCGUUUUCCACUAGUGCAGAAACUAUCAUUUUCCAUUAUUGUGAUUUUUUUUGGGAAAUUCAUUUGAGUCGAUAACGGAGAUCGUUUAUGUAAGAAAAAAAUUGUGAAAAACAUGUAUAUAUUUUUUUUUUAUAGAACUUAGAAUGGCAAACAAGCAGGUGGGCUGUCAGCCCACUUGGUGGAAAGUGGUAACCGUCGCCUAUAGACAUGAGCAGUACUAUGGACACAACUGAGUACAACGUUUCGCCCAUGAUACACCCUAUGUGUUGCCAUUCCUGAGAACUCAGGUGUUAUUCCUCUGUUAUGUAAUAGGAAAAAAUCUAACGUAAUUUGUUAGUCAAAGCUGUAAAGGAUAGUAAGGUGAAAUUUACCGUAUUUUGAUAGAAAAUAUAAAGAAAUCUAGAAAUAAUCUUUAGAGACAUUUCACUAAUGCAUGUAACGACCAGUACGAGUAGUAAGUACAUAAAUGCUUAAACUAUAGAAAAGUCAAAGCUCACAAAUUUGAAAUUAUCAGUUAGGUACUUAAUGUUACGGCGAAUAUUAAUAUUUAUUUAAAAGACUAACUGUUGAGUUUCUUAAGGAUUCUUCUCAGCAGAAUUUCGAGCCCAGCAGUGGAAAUAUAAAAAAGGACGAUUUAAAAGAACUUCUAAACAAAUUUAUUUGUAUAAAGAUGAUUUGAAUUUGAGUAAGAAGAGCUUAUUUUUUGGAGAUUCUGCGUUUUGUAAAUUUAAAGGUAAAUUUAAUAAAAAUAAUAUUAUUAGAAUCAUACCCCGCAAAUUGAAGCGACGAUCUUAAUCUUACAUCGAGUCAAUAGAUGCAAAUGGUGCAGGAUCGAUGGUGAAAUAUGAAAGACAUCUAUGUUCAUUAGUGGAUAAUGGAAAGGUUGUAUUGAUGAUGAUGAUAUCAUGAUAAUAUUAUAUAAUUAUAUUAAUUGUAUUUUAAUAUUUUGGUGAAUGUUAGCGACAAUAAAAUUAUUUAAAAUGAUCUAAUUAACGUCUGAUCUCUUUCACGUGAACGGAUAGGAUAUGAUAUUGAAUUAAAAAAUAUAUGCGAUUAGGUAUGGUGUGGUAUACCUAUUUACUUAGGUGGUACUAAAUAUAUUAAAAGUAUACUUUGGUUCCACCACCUUGUAGGUAUUGUAUAUUGUCUGCUUUGUAAUGUAGUUCAUUAAUUCAGUGUAGUUAUAAAACUGUGACAAAAUCUGAAGGUUUAAUUUUAGUUAUUUGACUAUAGGAAUGUAAAAAUAAGUAAGCUCAUUCGAAAAGUUGCUUCGUUUGGUGUUCGGCGCGGAUAAAUAUCUGUUUUCUACUGCUAUCGCUACUGCUUGGAAAUAAACAAAACUAAGUAGAUUCAAAAUAAAACUAUAUCAAUCUGCCUGUGGUAAUAGUAGAUACUUAGGUACCUUUACCCUGCAAUUACCACGCCAGCCAGGUAGCUCGAAAUCGAGGAGAUUAAAUUACUAAAUUAUCUAUUCUUGUUUUUCUUCCUUGUUCAAGCAUAUUUAUGUAUUGAGUAAGAAAAUUAACCAAUUCGUCAUGUUGACUCCAAUUUAAUUCAGUUACUCGUUCCUUUGGUUUA
Molecule: messenger RNA, 3456 nt
Organism: Galleria mellonella (greater wax moth)
Lineage: Eukaryota; Metazoa; Arthropoda; Insecta; Lepidoptera; Pyralidae
Product: seminal metalloprotease 1-like
Exons: 6
Coding region: 934-1800 (288 amino acids)
Biological process (GO): proteolysis
Molecular function (GO): zinc ion binding; metalloendopeptidase activity
Source: RefSeq, a predicted model, not a curated record